ACUUCAAAGUACCACUUAGCUGAAUAUACUUAUUCAUUAUUGACCGUACAAUGGAAGUGAAUCCCGUGACUAUCAGACAUAAGUCUGAAGAACAACCUGACAAUGACAAUGACCAGGAAAAGCAACAAGACCAAGAACAGGAACAAAGAACAUCAGAACCUCAAGCUCUCGAACAAGUUGCCGUGGCCUCUGCUAAAGAUGAAGUAACUGAAUUCUUUGAAGGAGUUGAAUCAGAUGAUGAGCCUGCCGUAAGUAAAGAUAAUGAUAAUCAAAACGAUAACGAUAAAGAGAACGGUUCUGAAGCCGAAGAUAACUAUGAACCCGAACUUCAAGCUGAGCCUCAACCGGAGCUUGCAUCUCCAUCUCAAUCUCAAGCUCAAUCUCAAUCUCAGCCUGAAGCCCAAAAUGAAGAAGAAGAUGAUGAUUAUGAUCCUACUGCCGCAUUCAAAGAAGAUGAUCAUGAACCUCAACCCAAACAAGAAACUGAGGAGGAUGAUUUUGAUUAUGAUCCCGAAGGAGUAGUUGUUUCAACUGCUACUACUACUAAUCCUAUUUCUCAUGAAUCUCCUCCAGUAGUAUCUUCUAUUUUGAAAGGUAAAACUCCUCCAGCUGGUUUACCACCUAAACCUCCUGUUAUUGCUAAAGUAGCAGCAUCUCCUACUUUAACUCCAAUGGCAAUUACAGGUGAUGCUCAACAAGAAUUGAGAGAUGCUUAUUCUCAAAUAAUGCAAAGUGAUCUAGUUAAUAACCCAGGUUUUGUAAAUCUCCUGCAAGCAGAACAAAUGAAAUUAAUUGUUAAUGAAUUGACCAAAAAAGAUAUUCAAUUAAAUAGUUCAAGAAUUAAUUAUGACCAAGUUUAUUCCUAUAAUAAGCCAUUCAAAAAUUUAAAAGAUCCAAUUCCAUUAAUUCCAAUCAAUGAAUAUUGUCGUAGACCAAAUAUUACUGCUCCAAUGACUCCUGAAGAAGAAGAACAAUAUGAUGAAUUUAUAAAAACAGAAUCUUAUUAUAUGGAUUUACAAAAUUGGGAUGAAUUUCCUGAUAAACUGAGAUUAUUUAUUGGAAAUUUACCAGCAAAUACAAUUUCCAAACAAGAUUUAUUUAGAAUUUUUUCUCAAUAUGGUGAUGUUAUACAAAUUGCUAUAAAGGCAGGUUAUGGAUUUGCACAAUUUAGAACAGCAGAAGCAUGUUAUGAAUGUAUUAAAGGUGAAACUAAUGUACCAUUACAUAAUAAAAUCAUGAGAUUAGAUGCAUCAAAACCUCAAAAAUCAAGAAGAGCAGGUAGACCUGAUAUUAAUAAUCCAAAUCUUUCAUCAUCAGGACGAGAAAGAUUUAGUGAAGAAGGUAAUAAUAAAAAGAAGAGAAAAAUUUUACCUGAUUGUCAAAUUUAUAUUACUGGUAAAUCAUCAGUUUAUUAUAUUAGAAAAGUUAAAAAGGCAUUUGCUUCUUCACAAAUUACAGUUGAUACUGAAGAUGUAACUCAUAGAGAUAUAAAUGAUGUAAUUAGUGAAGCAGCUUAUUCAGGAGUAUUAGGAACUUGUGUAGUUAAAGAAUUAAAAGUUGAUGUUCAAACUUUUGAAAGUACCCCUGAUGGAGGAGUUAAAUUUGAUGAAUAUGCUGAUGUUGAUCCUGAAGUUGCAGCUGAUAUACUUUCAAAAGCUAAAGUUAAAAAAUAUGGUAAUAAUAUGCCAACUUAUUAUCCUCAAGAUACUUCAUAUAAUGAUAAUUCAUUAAGAUCUCAAUCUUCAUCUCAAUCUCAAUCUCAACCUUAUGGUUAUCAAGGUCAAGGAUCAUCUCGUGGUCCUAAUCCUUAUGAUAAUCCUUAUAGUAGAAAACGUUCAUAUAAUGAUGAAUCAAGUAAUCAAAGAAGUGGUGGAAGUUAUGGUGGUGGUCAUAGUAGAGGUGGUAGAGGUAAUUCAAGAAGUGGUAGAGAUAGAGGUGGUCCAUCAUAUGCCAAUCCAAAUCAAAAUUGGUCUAAUCAUCAACAAGCUCCUCCUCCAUCAACUUAUGGUCAACAACAACAAUAUCCAUAUGGUGGACAUGGUGGACAAGGACAAGGACAAGGACAAGGUCAAUACUAUAACCAACCUAAUUCCCAAUAUGGUCAACAACAACAACCACCAUAUAACCAAUACAGUCAAAGUCCUAAUCCUAAUACACAACCAAAUGUCAAUCCAAAUCAGAAUCCUGAUCCUAAUGCAAUUAUGCAACAAUUACAAGGAAUGAAUCCCGCAGAACUUCAACAGUUGGUUAGUACAUUACAACAACAACAACAACAUUCACCACCUCAACAACAAAUAUCACCAUUCCAACAAUCUCAAGGUUAUGGAGGUGCACCACCAAGAAAUAAUUAUGGUGGAGGUUAUGGACAACAACAAUCACCAUAUGGAGGACCUCAACAAAGUCCAAGUGGACAAGUUGAAUCACUUUUAUCAAGAAUUCAAUCGAAUAAUUCAGGAUACUCUCAACCUCCACCUCAACAACAAUCUCAACAACGUCCAUCUUCUCAACAACAAUCUCAACAAACUCCAUAUAGUAGUCAAGCACUUUUAGAUACAUUAGCCAAAUUGACCAAGAAGUAAAGUAAACAUAAAUCAUAAAU
This is a messenger RNA of Scheffersomyces amazonensis, 2599 nucleotides long. It is a transcript of the gene NAB3, whose product is annotated as Nab3p. The transcript has a single exon. Gene Ontology annotation, molecular function: RNA binding. NCBI's taxonomy places the organism in Eukaryota, Fungi, Ascomycota, Pichiomycetes, Serinales, Debaryomycetaceae. Bases 51 to 2579 code for a protein of 842 amino acids. The record is from RefSeq and is a predicted model, not a curated record.